This is a messenger RNA of Malus domestica (apple), 837 nucleotides long. The record is from RefSeq and is a predicted model, not a curated record. Lineage: Eukaryota; Viridiplantae; Streptophyta; Magnoliopsida; Rosales; Rosaceae.
AUGUCGAGUGAAAAGGCAACUGAAAGCUUUGUGCAGCCAGCCAUUCCCAAGUUCGAUGGUCAUUACGACCAUUGGAGCAUGUUGAUGGAAAACUUCUUAAGGUCUAAAGAGUACUUUGACCUUGCGAUUGAUAGAUCCAUUCUCGAAACCAUUCUCGAGAAGGACACCUCCCACCAAAUAUGGGAGUCAAUGAAGAAGAAGUAUCAAGGAUCCAUAAAGGUGAAGCGAGCACAGCUUCAAGCUAUAAGAAGAGACUUUGAGACUCUUCAAAUGAAGAAUGGGGAAUCUGUGAAUGAGUACAUUGGAAAGGCUAUGUCAAUGGCUAACAAGAUGAGAAUCCAUGGUCACAAGAUUGAAGAUAAUGAAGUAGUUGAGAAAAUCUUGAGAUCAAUGGCUCCUAAGUUCGACUACGUGGUCAGCUCAAUUAAGGAGUCAAAUGACAUAGAGGAUAUGUCAAUAGAUGAGCUACAAAGUUCUUUGCUAGUUCAUGAGCAGAAGCUCAACCGAGGAGGCUCCCAAGAGCAAGCUUUGAAGGCUUUCACCUUCACUGAAUCUUCAAGUUCAAGAGGAGGAAGAGGACGUGGAAGAGGUGGACAUGGUCGUGGAAAUCGAGAUGGUGGACGGUUUUGGAAUAAAGAUGAUAGCACAUCAUCUUAUGUCUCAAAGAAAGAGGAUGAUCGUCAAGGAAAAGGCAAGGAGCAGUUUGACAAAUCACAGAUAGAAUGUUACAGAUGUGGUAGCUAUGGACACUACAGAAAUGAGUGCUACACCAAGCUUCCUAAGAGAAGGGAGAGAAGUCAAAUUUUAUUGAGACAAAGGAGGAAGAAACGCUGCUGA